Messenger RNA from Tarenaya hassleriana, 1815 nucleotides. Its product is annotated as guanine nucleotide-binding protein alpha-1 subunit. NCBI's taxonomy places the organism in Eukaryota, Viridiplantae, Streptophyta, Magnoliopsida, Brassicales, Cleomaceae. Gene Ontology annotation, cellular component: heterotrimeric G-protein complex. The transcript is spliced from 14 exons. Gene Ontology annotation, biological process: adenylate cyclase-modulating G protein-coupled receptor signaling pathway. Gene Ontology annotation, molecular function: G protein-coupled receptor binding; guanyl nucleotide binding; G-protein beta/gamma-subunit complex binding. The record is from RefSeq and is a predicted model, not a curated record. The coding region runs from base 467 to 1618 and encodes 383 amino acids.
CCCUUUGCUUAAAUUCUAAAAUUUCUUUCUUUUGACCUUUACAAAUUAUAAACCACAAAUUUUCUUCCUUUUUCUUUCCAUUUAUUUCAUCGCCAUUGCACACACACACAUAUAUAUAUAUAUAUAGAGAUAUAUAUGUAAGGGAGUGGGUAUGAGUGUAUACAUCCAAGCCAACAUCAAAAGCUGAAAAAAGGGUAAUAAUAAUAAAAAUAGAAGAAGCAGAGCACUUCUGCUCCUCUCUGCCCUCUUCUGAGAAGUGUUGUGUACUUGUGAGGAACUCCUUCAAAGCCAUCAGCUACUCCUUUUGACUCCAUUGCUUACCCCCUGGUUUUGUUUUCUUCCUCCUCAUCAUCAGGUCAAAUCUGCCCAGUAUCAGUGGAGGUCUAGCGGGAAGCUAAGGGCUCGUAUCUUUUAUCGAGUGGCUUGAUAUCUUUUGUAUUCCAUGCUAUCGAUCGGAAUAUAAAUAAUGGGCUUACUCUGCAGCAGAAGUCAUCGCCAAACAGAAGAUACCGAUGAGAAUGCACAGGCUGCUGAAAUCGAAAGACGGAUAGAGCAAGAAACUAAGGCCGAGAAGCAUAUCCGAAAGCUACUUCUACUUGGUGCUGGAGAAUCUGGAAAAUCUACCAUUUUCAAGCAGAUAAAGCUUCUGUUUCAGACGGGAUUUGAUGAGACCGAGCUGAAGAGCUAUGUUCCGGUCAUCCAUGCCAAUGUCUAUCAGACUAUAAAACUGUUGCAUGAUGCAUCCAAGGAGUUUGCUCAAAACGAAGCAGAUUCCGCUAAGUAUACAUUAUCCUCCGAAAAUACGGAGAUUGGCGAGAAACUCUCGGAAAUUUGUGGCGGUUUAGACUAUCCACGUCUCACGGAAGAGCUUGCCGAGGAAAUAGAAACGCUGUGGAAAGAUGCUGCAAUACAGGAAACGUGCUCUCGCGGUAACGAACUUCAAGUUCCGGACUGCACUCAAUACUUCAUGGAGAAUUUGAGACGACUGUCCGAUGUGAAUUAUAUUCCGACCAAGGAGGAUGUUCUAUACGCAAGAGUUCGUACAACUGGUGUUGUGGAAAUACAGUUCAGCCCCGUGGGAGAGAACAAGAGAAGCGGCGAAGUAUACAGAUUAUUUGACGUCGGGGGACAGAGAAACGAGAGAAGGAAAUGGAUCCAUCUGUUCGAAGGCGUUACUGCUGUAAUAUUUUGCGCUGCCAUUAGCGAGUAUGAUCAAACCCUAUUCGAGGACGAGCAUAGGAAUAGGAUGAUGGAGACGAAGGAAUUAUUCGACUGGGUCCUGAAGCAGCCGUGUUUUGAGAAAACAUCAUUCAUGCUGUUUUUGAACAAGUUCGACAUAUUCGAGAAGAAAGUUCUCGAGGUCCCGUUGAACGUGUGCGAAUGGUUCAGAGAUUACCAUCCUGUCUCGACGGGGAAACAAGAGAUCGAGCAUGCAUACGAGUUCGUGAAGAAGAAGUUUGAGGAACUGUAUUAUCAGAACACGGCCCCGGACCGGGUGGAUCGGGUGUUCAAGAUCUACAGGACGACGGCUCUUGACCAGAAGCUCGUGAAGAAGACGUUCAAGCUCGUAGAUGAGACCCUUCGACGCAGAAAUCUUUUGGAGGCCGGAUUGUUGUGACGGUAAUGUGGUUUUUUUUUGUUCGGGUUUUCGAGUCGGGACGAAAGCUUCUGCAGACCCGAAUUCGAUGUCGUUUAUUCGGGUUUUGCGUUUGUGUUGAUGUCUAUCCUCCAUUGUUUGCCGUUACAUUUUUCGUCGUCACUCUCAUAUUCAGUGUUAUUCAUCUCCUUUUGAUAUUUUCUCACGUCUCUUGAUCA